AGAAAAAGCAAUUCUAUGGACUCUUUUUGAAGCUAACAAAUGUGACAGCUUCAGCUAACACGCCCCAGCAAAUGAGACAUGCAGUCCGAAAGAUAUCGGGCCCCCCAGACCGGAACAAUCACACCCACUGAGGGUUAGUUUUGCCUUUAUGCUGACAUGUUCCCUGGGGGCGGCCUUGGACUGAUUUUUUGUCUCAGCCGCCCACCAAGAUCUUGUUUGAUCCCCGAGAUGGUUGCAUCCUGCGCCCCGAGAACCAGGUUCUCUCGCCUGUCACCAUCGCCAGACGCGGGUGGUGUGUCUGCCAGCCUUCGUAUUCCAAGCCAUGGAUGGGCUAACGACGCCAUGUUCCACUUGCCCCGGCCUCGAGCAGACAGUAACAGCCGUGUUCCAGGGUGGACAUGUGUUAUCUUGCAAAGUGAUCAUGCUUGCAAGCCAUUGCGGGGUACUGGCAGUGGUUGAUUGACACGAAGCUCGAUGAGAGAUGACGGCCAUGGAUUUCCAGAUCGGAGUACUAUUAUUCGCCCAAGUCCGACCGAUUAUCCAGGAGGCC
This is a messenger RNA of Trichoderma harzianum CBS 226.95, 550 nucleotides long. RefSeq lists its product as hypothetical. Bases 157 to 459 code for a protein of 100 amino acids. The record is from RefSeq and is a predicted model, not a curated record. NCBI's taxonomy places the organism in Eukaryota, Fungi, Ascomycota, Sordariomycetes, Hypocreales, Hypocreaceae. The transcript has a single exon.